CCUCGUCAGGGCCCUGACUGGAGGAACACAGGGACCGCUGGUUGGCCAGGGUUUCCUAUUUAAACUCAAAGAGAGCCACUGGACCUGGCCACCUGCAUCCUGACCCUGAGAGGUGGUCUCUAAACCCACUCACCCAGUGGUUUCCAAACAAAAUGCAUGUUAGACUGGUUUGGCUGCAAAGAAGAAUUCUGUGUACACUGGGAGCAAUACCCUGAUUCCUGUCAGGCUGCAGAACUGGGCUGACAUCAGAAUCCAAACAUCCUCUGGUGAGGAGCAGCCAUCUCCUCCUCGGGGCAUCCUUUCCAUCAGAAACGGGAGAUGAGACUGGCUAAGCCACUGUUGUUCUGCUAAGAGGAGGAGCAUCAGAUUCAUCCUUCGUGGUCCCAAGGGCAUCUUCGCUGUUCGUAUGCGAGACUCCUGCUGCCACAAGGAACUUGGAGGCGAGCGACUGGGUCAGAUGGCACUGCACUGGAGAGGCUGAGCCAAUUGGAGCAAAUCGCUUGUGCUAGCAAAGGCUGCUCUGAGGUUGAGUUUUGUCACUAGAUGCUGCGCGGGACAUCUGAUUAGACUGACUCACUUCGCUGAUUUACUGCUCCGGGCCUGCUGUCUUGGAAGGGAAGUGCCUGAGCACCAAAGCUGGGUCUCUACUGGCACCCUCAGCAAGUUCGCAUAUGACACUAAGCUGCGGGAAGAGGGUUCAUGCCAGUGGCUUUCUCACAUGGAGGAUGAAGGGACAGAGUAAUGGUCUGAAGAAUUCGCCUGCCAGCCACCCUCCCCAGUUGUCUGUCACAACCAGUACUGAAGAUGAUCCGGAGCGGACCGAGCUCGGCUCCAGCAGAGCCCUGUCUGCAGGUGAUGAUACCUCCUCGGAGCUGCAGAGGGUGGCUGCGUUGGACAAUGCAGAUCAGCCAGACCGCUCCACCUUCCAAGGGAGAGGAGCUCUGUCCAGGAUAAUCCGGCUGGUCGUGGUGCUCAGAGACUGGGCUAACAAAGGCUUGCGAGAGGAGGAGCAAAGGCCAGACUCGUUUCUCGAGCGGUUCCAUGGGCCGGAGCUCCAGAUGGUGACCGAAGCAGAUGGCAAUGCCCAAGGGGACCAAGAAAAUGAUAGCAGCAAACGCAAAAAGAAGAAAUGGGAGCUCUUUGUAGUGGAUCCUGCAGAAGACUGGUAUUACCACUGGCUGCUUGUCAUUGCAGUGCCCGUCCUUUACAACUGGUGUUUACUCGUGGCAAGAUCCUGUUUCAGUGACCUCCAGAGGGACUACUGGAUCCACUGGCUGGUGCUGGACUAUGUCUCGGACUGUAUCUACGUCGCCGAUAUUGUCAUUCGGCUGCGCACAGGUUUUUUGGAACAGGGUCUGCUGGUCAGGGACCCGAAGAAGCUACGGGAUAACUACAUCACCACCUUACAAUUCAAGCUGGACGUCCUCUCCAUCUUGCCAACAGACCUGGCCUACCUUGCAGUGGGAUUACAUCAGCCUGAACUACGCUUCAACCGGCUGCUGCACUUCUCCCGCAUGUUUGAGUUUUUCGACCGGACCGAGACUAGAACCAGCUACCCAAAUAUUUUCAGGAUCAGCAACCUGGUUCUCUACAUCCUGAUAAUUAUCCAUUGGAACGCCUGUAUUUACUAUGCCAUCUCCAAGGCCAUUGGGUUUGGGACAGACACCUGGGUGUACCCCAAUAUCACCGACCCUGAGUAUGGCUAUCUCGCCAAAGAAUAUGUCUACUGCCUCUACUGGUCCACUCUGACCCUGACAACCAUUGGUGAGACCCCGCCCCCAGAGCGCGAUGAGGAGUACCUCUUUGUCAUUGUCGACUUCCUCAUUGGAGUCCUGAUCUUCGCCACCAUCGUGGGGAAUGUGGGCUCCAUGAUCUCCAACAUGAAUGCCACCAGGGCAGAGUUCCAGGCCAAGAUAGAUGCCAUCAAGCACUACAUGCAAUUCCGCAAGGUCAGCAAGCACAUGGAGGCCAAAGUUAUCAAGUGGUUUGACUACUUGUGGACCAACAAGAAGGCUGUGGAUGAGCGUGAGGUCCUCAAGAACCUCCCUGACAAGCUGAGGGCAGAGAUUGCCAUCAAUGUCCACCUGGAGACUUUGAAGAAAGUAAGAAUCUUCCAGGACUGUGAGGCUGGUCUGCUGGUGGAGCUAGUGCUGAAGCUUCGACCACAGGUUUUCAGCCCAGGAGAUUAUAUUUGCCGGAAGGGGGACAUUGGCAAGGAGAUGUACAUCAUCAAGGAAGGAAAGCUGGCUGUGGUGGCAGAGGAUGGCGUGACUCAGUACGCUUUACUCACCACAGGAAGUUGCUUUGGUGAGAUCAGCAUCCUCAACAUCAAAGGGAGCAAAAUGGGCAACCGGCGCACGGCCAACAUCCGAAGCCUUGGCUACUCCGAUCUCUUCUGCCUGUCGAAGGAUGACUUGAUGGAAGCAGUGACUGAGUACCCUGAUGCCAAGCGGGUCCUGGAGGAGCGUGGCCGGGAGAUCCUGAUCAAGGAAGGGCUUCUGGAUGAGUCUGCGACUGCAGAGAGCUCGGAAGGGAAGGACACUGAGCAGAAGCUGGAGAGGCUGGAGUCCCACCUGAACACGCUGCACACCCGUUUUGCCCGGCUCCUAACUGAGUACAAUGCUGCCCAGCAGAAGCUCAAACAGCGCAUAACUGUUUUGGAAUCCAGGGUAAAGCAGUACAACCAGGAGGAAUUCUUCUCAGACAGCUCAGACAGCCCCCUGGAGGAAGAAGAAGUAGCUAAAUUCAAAGGGCAGGAGUGAGGGCCACAGAUGUUAGCUUUGGCUGUGUGCACGGUAUUGAGAUGGUAUUUCCAGGAAUGCAUUGCUCCCACUGCCUUAUAUGAGACUUAUCUUGAACCCAUAGAAGUGCUGCUGCGGCCUUGGAUGGCUGGGAACUGAGUAGAGAGCAGUCAGGUGACUCCAGUAGCUCUCACUCAGGUUUCUCUCUCUCCUUGCUGCGUUUAUCCAAGACCUCACAGAUCCGUAAAAGCACGAGACUGACCUCUGCUGCUGCUAACAUUUCCUUUAAGCUCCUGCAGGGAGCCUGCUGGCCUCUUUCUGGCCUUAGAGAUCAGGACUCCAUUAACUCAGUGCCUUGCACGUGGGAGUCAGUGAGGACUUCUGGACCCUGGCAUUGCCGAGGUGGGAGUGCAUAAGCAUUGAUGUAGUCAGAGAUCUUCACUUCUCCCUUUUUUUGGUGGGGCUGGUGAGGAGGAUGCCCUUCAUUAUCUCAUGGGAAUGCUGGUCCUUCUAAAUCGCAAGAGAGAAACUGAAGCAUAAACCAGAUGCUCAUUAAUGUAUUUUGGUAUCUGCUUUUCUAACACACACACUAUGUUAUGUAAAUACUACUUUUCCAGUGUCUGAGUC
Gopherus evgoodei (Goodes thornscrub tortoise) is the source of this 3368-nucleotide messenger RNA. RefSeq names its product cyclic nucleotide gated channel subunit alpha 2 (gene CNGA2). Gene Ontology annotation, molecular function: voltage-gated potassium channel activity; intracellularly cAMP-activated cation channel activity; cGMP binding. The coding region runs from base 672 to 2762 and encodes 696 amino acids. Gene Ontology annotation, cellular component: intracellular cyclic nucleotide activated cation channel complex; plasma membrane. The record is from RefSeq and is a predicted model, not a curated record. Gene Ontology annotation, biological process: monoatomic cation transmembrane transport; potassium ion transport. NCBI's taxonomy places the organism in Eukaryota, Metazoa, Chordata, Testudines, Testudinidae. The transcript is spliced from 13 exons.